AUGUUAAAUGAUGGCCAUUCGGUAAGCGAACAUUCAACAGCCAUUGGAACUGCCUGCUGCUGCGGCACAGUUUUGGAGCCGGCAACUUCAUCCGAUGAUUUUCAACAUGUUGGCAACAGCAGUGAGGAUGAUGAUGGUAGAGCAAAAAGGCGUUUAUUAAUUUUUGUUAAUCCGAGAAGUGGUGCUGGACGAAGCAAAAAUAUAUUCAACAAACAAGUGGCUCCGAAACUUGUUGCAAACGAUAUUGGAUAUGAUCUGAUACUUACAGAAAGUGAAAACCAUGCAAAAUCUUACAUUUCUUCAUUGGAAAAUUUUCAUCUUUACAAUGCUCUAGUGGUUGUAUCAGGAGACGGCCUUGUUUUUGAGAUUGUCAACGCUUUAUUGGCACGACCUGAAGUAUGUGAUAUACCGAUAGGCAUUGUACCGACUGGAUCAGGAAAUGGUUUACUUUCAUCAGUUUUUUAUUAUAGUAGAUACUCAUUGAAAAAAAACGAAUUUUUAAAUCGUGCAAUCAAUAAUUUAUGUGAUCCUCAAGCGGUAGCUUACCCUGUAAAUCUGAUGCAUGUAGAAACUCCGACUGAAAGUUAUGCUGCAACAAUCUCUGCUGGAUUUGGACUUUUUGCUGAUAUUGAUAUUGAAAGUGAGCGAUGGCGUAAAACUUUGGCAUCAGCUAGGUUUACGGCAGGAGCACUAGUUCGUUUUUUCAGACAUAUCAUUGUCGGUUGUCAUAUUGCGGAGCUGAGGACAAUUUAUUCAAAACAGCUCUCUCGGAGUAAUGGUGCACCAAAUUCCAAAGAAUUUACACUUGUAAAGGAUACAGAAAGAGGAACUUCUACCUUAUCAGAAAAUUUAAGACGGCAUCAUUUCCGGAAGGGAAUUCCGAAAAUUACUGAACCGAUACCAGCAGAUUGGACAGUUAUAGAGGAUGAUUUCCUGUUUGUAUAUGCCCUAACAGUUUCACAUGCCGGACAAGAUGUACCAUACACACCAAAUGCGCAACUAUUUGACAGAAAUAUCUAUCUAACGUAUGCACUAAGAAAAGACCUCCAUAAACGGCUAGACUUGUUGAAAUUUCUCUCAGAUAUCAAGCAUGCUAAACAUCUCAAUUAUUCAUUUUUGAGGAUUGUACCAGUAAAGUCCUUUAGAAUUGAAAAGCUAGAAAUCCCAAAAGCAGGUGGUUAUGUAACCGUUGAUGGCGAAGUAAUUAACUGUGAUAUAUUGCAAGCAACAAAUACUUACAAGACUAUUCCAGUUGUUACUGCUUAA
Messenger RNA from Enterobius vermicularis (human pinworm), 1266 nucleotides. The record is from the annotation of a GenBank genome assembly. NCBI's taxonomy places the organism in Eukaryota, Metazoa, Nematoda, Chromadorea, Rhabditida, Oxyuridae.